CGCGCCGCGAGGAAGCGCGCGUCUCGCGCCCAUCGACGCGAAACCCUCCAUUGUCGCCAUCACCGCGCGCGCGCGUUCUCGCGGCGCGUCGUCGACGCGCGCGCGCCGUCCGAGUCGCCGAAAAGCGAUCGCCGCCGCCGGUGCAGACGCGCGCGGUCGCGCCUAAAACGCGCGUCGAACGCCAUGCCGACGUUCCGGGACGACAUGGCGGGGUCAUCGCACGACACCGCGGCGAUUGAUUUCACGAAGACGCCGUUCGCGCCGGCGUCGACGCCGAGAAAGAUUAGCGCGGUGCGGUUUUCGCUGAUGAGCUCGAGCGAAAUCGGACGCGCGGGGGUGUUUCACGUGUUCGAACGGAAUUUGUAUCAGAUGCCGCAGCGAACGCCGAUGCCGAACGGGAUAUUAGAUCCGAGAAUGGGGACGACGGAUAAGCGCGGUGGGGAGUGCGCGACGUGUCGAGGGAACAUGGUGGAUUGCGCGGGGCACUUUGGGUACAUCAAGCUGGAGCUGCCGGUGUUUCACAUCGGAUACUUUAAAAACAUCAUCAGCGUGUUGCAGUGCGUGUGCAAGAAUUGCUCGCGGAUUUUACUGAACGAGGAUGAUCAAGAUAUGUUUUUGAAGCGCUAUCGGAAUCCAAGACUUGAGAUUACGCAGAGGCGUCUGCUGUACAAAAAGUUGACGGAAAAGUGCAAACGAUGCCGAACGUGUCCGCAUUGCGGAGAUUACAACGGCGUGACCAAGCGUGCGGGGCAGACUUUGAAGAUCGUUCACGAAAAGUAUAGUAAAAACCCAGCGUUGUUGGAGGAGUUUAUGAAGGAGUUUGAAACAGCUUUGAAGUACAACGAGCAGCUUCGAGCGUCACUGCCAAAGGUGCAAGACGAUUUGAAUCCCAUUCGUGUGUUGGGCAUAUUACAGCGCGUCACUUCGGCCGAUUGCGAAUUACUAGACAUCGCAGAUCGACCGGAACACUUGCUCUUGACGCACCUGCCCGUUCCGCCGUGUUGCAUCAGGCCUUCGGUGGAGAUGGACGGCGUGUCAGGGUCAAACGAAGACGAUAUCACGAUGAAGCUCAUACAAAUCAUCGAAGUCAACAAUGUUUUGCGGCAAGGCUUAGAGAAAGGGCUCGCUGUUAACAAUAUGAUGGAGAAUUGGGAUUUUUUACAGAUUCAAUGCGCCAUGUACAUCAACAGCGAGCUUCCCGGUUUAUCUCUGCAGUACCAGGGCCCUGGUAAGCCGCUGCGCGGCUUUGUGCAAAGACUCAAGGGUAAGCAAGGGCGCUUCCGCGGUAACCUCAGCGGUAAGCGCGUAGACUUCAGUGCGCGCACUGUGAUCUCACCAGAUCCGAAUCUUCGGAUCGACGAGGUUGGUGUACCAAUACAUAUAGCGAAGACAAUGACAUACCCAGAAGUCGUCAACAAACACAACAUGGUGAUGCUGAGAGAGCGCGUGCGCAAUGGUAUGGCGAAGCAUCCUGGAGCGAACUUUGUCAAGUUUGCGUCUGGUGGUAUGCAGUACUUGAAGUACGGCGAUCGUCGCAAGAUUGCCAGCGAGUUGAAAUUCGGAGACAUUGUUGAGCGACAUUUGCACGACGGCGACAUUCUGUUGUUCAAUCGUCAGCCGAGUUUACACAAGAUGUCAAUCAUGGCGCACAAGGCACGUAUCAUGGAGUGCCGAACUCUACGUUUUAACGAGUGCGUGUGUACGCCGUACAACGCCGAUUUCGACGGUGACGAGAUGAAUAUUCAUUGCCCUCAAACGGAAGAAGCGCGCGCCGAAGCGAUGCAACUUAUGGGAGUGCAACACAACCUGUGCACACCGAAAAACGGCGAGAUUCUCAUCGCAGCGACGCAGGACUUCCUAACUGCAGCGUUUCUUCUCACCAUUAAGGAUGCGUUUUUUGAUCGCUCUCAGUUUGGCUCGCUCGUCGCGUACAUGGGUGAUGCGCUCCUUUCCGUGGAUCUUCCGACGCCAGCAAUCUUGAAACCCAUUGAGCUGUGGACUGGAAAGCAAGUGUUCAGCGUUCUCAUUCGACCGAAAGCGUCCGAUCACAUAUAUGUUAAUCUUGAAGUCGCUGAAAAGCUGUACAACAAGAAGGACAAAACAAUGUGUCCCGACGACGGGUACGUGUGCAUUCAGAAUAGUGAAAUAAUCUCAGGGCAACUCGGCAAGGCGACACUCGGUAGUGGAAAUAAAAGUGGACUAUUCUACGUGCUCAACAUAGAAUACGGCGCCGAAGCCGCCGCAAAUGCGAUGAAUAGACUCGCCAAGCUGAGCGCUCGAUGGCUGGGUACGCGCGGGUUUAGCAUUGGCAUCGACGACGUCUCACCGGCCGCGGAGUUGUCAGCCGAAAAGGGCCGACGUAUCGAGGACGGCUACAGAACUUGCGACGAACGAAUCGCUUCGUAUGAGAAAGGUACUUUACCUCUUCAAGCGGGCUGCAACGCGGAGGAAACGUUGGAGGCUGAAGUUCUCGGGGUCUUGUCUGCGGUGCGCGAAGCCGCGGGGAACGCGUGUUUAAAGGCGCUGCCGCGUCGCAACGCACCACUUAUCAUGGCUCUUUGCGGCAGUAAGGGUAGCACGAUCAACAUUUCUCAGAUGAUCGCGUGUGUUGGUCAACAAGCUGUGGGAGGCUCGCGACCUCCUGACGGUUUCGCCGAGCGAUCGCUCCCGCAUUUCAGGCGCGGAGAAAAGACACCCGCCGCAAAGGGCUUUGUCGCCAACUCUUUCUUUUCUGGCAUGCGACCGACGGAAUUCUUCUUCCAUACCAUGGCUGGUCGUGAAGGUCUCGUCGAUACUGCCGUAAAGACUGCAGAGACUGGAUACAUGUCUCGUCGUCUCAUGAAGGCGCUAGAGGACCUAUCGCUUCAGUACGACGGCACUGUGCGCAACUCGAUGGGUGGCAUUGUGCAGCUGCGCUACGGCGACGACGGCAUGGAACCGACUAUGAUGGAGAGUGAAGACGCCCAACCGAUCGAGUUUAAGCGGUGUUUGAUGAAUGUGCGAGGUCUGAACUCGGCACGAGGCGAACCGCCAGCGACUCGCUCGGCGUUAGAUGCGGCGCUGGACCAGUUCAAGCGAAACAACAGAAUUAUCAAUGUCGACGAAGAAGGCGAAAGCGCCGAGACGCGCGAACUCGUGUACAGCGCUGGUAUCUCGCAAUUAUUCUACGAAAACAUGAGAACAUUCAUCAUCAACGAAGUGGAGUCGCCUUCGGAUGGCGUAUACAUGUCGGAUCGACAGAUGAAGGCAUUUUUGGACGCGUGCGCGCGAAAAUACACUGAAAAACGAAUUGAGCCCGGCACCGCAGUUGGCGCCAUUGGCGCACAAUCCAUCGGCGAGCCAGGCACACAAAUGACGCUGAAGACGUUCCAUUUCGCCGGUGUGGCGUCGAUGAACAUCACCCUCGGCGUUCCUCGAAUUAAGGAAAUCAUCAACGCGUCCAAGAAUAUCAGUACGCCAAUCAUCACGGCGUCGCUCAUGAGCGACAGGGACGUCAAGGCGGCGCGCGUGGUGAAGGGUAGAGUGGAGAAGACGACGUUGGGCGAAAUCUGUUCCGAAAUCAAUAUUGUCGUUCGUCCGCACGAUCUUUACCUCGAGCUUAUGUUAGAUAUGGAGGCGAUCAAUCAACUUCAGUUGGACGUCACCAUUCACUCCGUGCGCCUGGCUGUGCUCGGGGCGCCAAAGCUCAAGCUCAAGCCUCAACACGUGCUCAUCGCCGGCGAGAAUAUCUUGCAUGUCUUACCCUCGGAAGAAGCACUGAUAGAAAAACGCGCGUUGUUCACUCUGCAGCACAUGCGACUGGCCAUUCCCGCCGUCAUCGUGCAAGGCAUCCCAUCCGUCGGUCGAGCCGUCAUCAACGACAAGGGCGACGGAACGUACAACCUCAUCGUGGAAGGCGUGAACUUGCAGUCCGUCAUGGGUAUCGAGGGCAUCAAGGGAACAGAGACACGAACAAACCAUGUCAUGGAGUGUGAACGCACGCUAGGCAUCGAAGCGGCGCGCGCGUGCAUCAUUGAAGAGAUUGACAGCACGAUGGGCGCUCACGGCAUGUCAAUCGACAACCGACACUCGAUGUUGCUCGCCGACGUCAUGACGUACAAGGGCGAGGUUCUCGGGAUCACGCGUUUCGGCAUGGCAAAGAUGAAAGACUCUGUACUCAUGUUGGCUUCGUUCGAGAAAACUACGGAUCAUCUGUUCGACGCAGCGCUGCACGGGCGCACGGAUUACAUCGACGGCGUCUCCGAGUGCAUCAUCAUGGGCAUUCCAAUGCCCAUCGGCACGGGGAUGUUCCGCUUGCAGCACCGCGCGAUGAAACUCGAAGUUGACAUCAACUUGGGCGUUAGCCAAAUGUCGCGAUCGUGCGAGCGAUGA
This is a messenger RNA of Ostreococcus lucimarinus CCE9901, 4371 nucleotides long. RefSeq lists its product with no specific name. Gene Ontology annotation, molecular function: DNA-directed RNA polymerase activity; DNA binding. Gene Ontology annotation, biological process: DNA-templated transcription. Lineage: Eukaryota; Viridiplantae; Chlorophyta; Mamiellophyceae; Mamiellales; Bathycoccaceae. The coding region runs from base 184 to 4371 and encodes 1395 amino acids. The transcript has 2 exons. The record is from RefSeq and is a predicted model, not a curated record.